Caenorhabditis briggsae is the source of this 1152-nucleotide messenger RNA. RefSeq names its product Protein CBR-ARRD-8 (gene Cbr-arrd-8). Gene Ontology annotation, cellular component: cytoplasm. The transcript has 5 exons. Lineage: Eukaryota; Metazoa; Nematoda; Chromadorea; Rhabditida; Rhabditidae. Bases 1 to 1152 code for a protein of 383 amino acids. The record is from RefSeq and is a predicted model, not a curated record. Gene Ontology annotation, biological process: protein transport.
AUGGAGCCAACAUUCUCCAUCGACUUCGAUGAACAAUACUAUGUACCCGGUAAUUGUGUACGGGGAUCUCUUACAAUUCGGAAUCAAAGUGCUAUCCACGCCCUAUCACUGAAAAUUUGCAUCCAUGGAGAGAUUCAGACGUAUUGGACACAGCUUGAGAAGAAGAGACACUUAAAAUCUGGGCAUCCAGUAUCUCACUGCCAUCAUCAUACCAAGCCUCCAGAAAAUAAAACUUUCAAAAGUCAUAUCAAUAUCCUCGAAGGUGUUUCGCAACCAUGGAGCUCCAUAGACAAUCCAUCUAAUAGAAUUCCGAUCGGAGUAAAUAUUUUCCCAUUUGUUUUCCAACUACCAUUCAGUUGUCCACCAAGUUUCGAGGGUACUCAUGGUUGCGUCCGAUAUACAGUUCAUGUUGAAUUGAAUCGCCCAUGGAGGUUGGACGUUGAAGCGAGGAGGGCGUUUACAGUUCUGCCAAUAAUCGAUCUAACAGCAAUUCCAAAAAUUCGCAAUCCAGUGAUGGACCAUGCUUGCAAACAUUCUGGAUUCCUCGGAAGCAAAGAAGUGAAGAUCAAAGUGCAACUCCCAAAAAGUGGAUUCAUCCCUGGUGAAUUUAUCCCAAUUGCCAUUUCUAUCCACAACCACACCAAGAAACCUCUAUACUACCUGAAAGCUCAACUUAUCCAGCACGUCCACUAUCAAGCGCAACAAGAGAAUUCUCAUUUCAAUUCCGAUGAACACUGUCAUAAGCAUUGUGACCAUAAAACAGCUGAAACGAAAAUGUCCGAAGUUGAGAAAAGUUUCGAGGUGAACUGUUGCUCAGAAGGGAUCAUCCAAGUCGCUUUGGUCCUUCCAAAUCCAUUGAUUCCCAGUUUCAAAACUAACAUCAUAGAAGUGGAUUACUGUGUCACUGUGGAAGUGGAAAAAGACAAGAAACUUCGUGUCGAAUUUCCGAUUACUGUUGGUACAAAUCCGGUUGGUCAUGUUAUGGGAAGGGCUGACAUUGGAAAUCGAUUGACAGCUUUGUCAGUGACCCAGCCGGAUCUUAAUUUGCUGAUUGAGCCACCUCCAGAGUAUCAGGAUCGAGUAGAAGUCACCAUGGCAAGUGCCCCACCACCGGAGUAUGAUGAAAAUUCAAAUGGUAUAACAAAUGUCUAG